CCUAUUUCAUCCCGAGUCUCAUUAUGUCGACGAUCCAACGGCCCGGACCGGUAGGCCAAUCCGAUGACCUGUAUGCCGACGGCAAAGUCAUGACAAAGGCUCAAUUCUGGCCACAUAUCCCACCACCACCCCGCAGUCAUCAGAAAGGCGUACCGAUAUGUAGGCCAGCCCCAUCGGCAUCUCAACGCCGUGUUCUCGGAAAGCAGCGGUCCACGGAGCAGCCGAUGGCUCCCGAGGAGGGGUUCGCAUCCGGGACCAAUCAUUUUAUCGCCAUUUCCAGUUCCUACAUCUCUAUGAAUGAUGUUAUCUCAUGCUUGAAGAUAAAAUAGAUACCCACAACAAAUACAUCUUGAGCCACUGUGUCAUUUGCUUAGUAUUUACCUGUCUCGGUGAUGCUAACCGUCCGUGUUAGUCUCGAGGUAACCGAGUUGGCAUCAGACCAACAAAUCUCGUAUCACAUCUACACAUCACCAACACCGACGGGGAUAAAUGACUGUAUUCCGUGACUCAUUGUAACCACACGUCUGUCUCAUAAGCAUUAGGAUCACGUAUAAGACUCUCGUCAUCCUCUCCUACUCACGAGCCUGUUUAUACCCAUCCCAAUCAUCUCACAACCCCUUGUCUCCCUCAAGGUCCCUCACACUACCGCCGACAUGCCUCGUCAAGACCUCGAAUACCCAAAAGAAGCUCAUAACACCGUGAAGCGCUACAAUCACCUAGCUGAAUACUCCCUCCGAACAAUCCACUCCAUAAUCAACUCCACCCCCCUCCUCCACAUCUCCUUCAACACCCCCAACACCCCCUACCCAGCCACAAUCCCCAUGAUCGGCCAAAUGGGCUCCUUCGACCGCCCCUCAGCCGACCUAGGCGACGUCCUAGACCUCUACAUCCACGGCUACAUCUCGGCCCGCCUCACCAACCUCACCCGCACACCCUCGGGCCUCCCCAUCACCGUCUCCGCCUCCACAGUCGACGGCCUCCUCCUCUCCCUCACCCCCUUCUCCCACGGGUACAACUUCCGCUCCGCCGUCCUGUUCGGACACGCCACCGUCGUGACAGACCCGGCAGAAAAGCUUUACGCAAUGGAGCUCAUCACGAAUAAGGUGGUUCCAAACCGGUGGAACGAGGCCCGGACACCGCCGACGGUCGGCGAGAUGGCUGCCACGGCGGUGAUGAAAGUCAAGAUUGAUACCGGCAGCGCCAAGGUGAGGACCGGGCCGCCGAAAGAUGACAAGGGUGAUUUGGAGAAUGAGGAGGUGAGAGAGAAGGUGUGGGUUGGGACGGUCCCGGUGUACACUGUGCUUGGGGAGCCAAAGGUGGCAGAGUAUAAUCUGGCAGAGAAGGUGCCAAAGACGUUGGUGGAGUGGAGGAAAGAGGUGAACCAAGACGCAAAGGAGUAUGCUGAGCUCGCAGCGGUGAAAAACUUGGCUCCAGAGAAGAAGAAGCAGGAUGAUAACUGAGCUGUGGUGAAAAAUGGAAAAGUUUUAUGCUUGUUUAUGAGUCAAGGAAGUAUUUGAUGAUGAAAAAGAGAAGGAACUCCUGAGCUUCCGGUAUCCUUGUAUGCCAACACGAUGAAGCGUGAAUAAACAACAUUCAAACAACCCACCCAAUGAUAGACCUCUCAAAUGCA
Podospora bellae-mahoneyi is the source of this 1630-nucleotide messenger RNA. RefSeq lists its product as uncharacterized. The transcript is spliced from 2 exons. NCBI's taxonomy places the organism in Eukaryota, Fungi, Ascomycota, Sordariomycetes, Sordariales, Podosporaceae. Bases 654 to 1460 code for a protein of 268 amino acids. The record is from RefSeq and is a predicted model, not a curated record.